Coffea arabica (coffee) is the source of this 2322-nucleotide messenger RNA. RefSeq names its product protein NRT1/ PTR FAMILY 7.1-like. Gene Ontology annotation, cellular component: membrane. Lineage: Eukaryota; Viridiplantae; Streptophyta; Magnoliopsida; Gentianales; Rubiaceae. Gene Ontology annotation, molecular function: transmembrane transporter activity. The record is from RefSeq and is a predicted model, not a curated record. Gene Ontology annotation, biological process: transmembrane transport.
UUUUUCUUUGAUGCUUGUUACCCUUAGAGAAAUUUUGGCUAAGUUUUCGACAUAGUUUUGUCUUUCUUUGCAGCAACUAUUGAAUUUCUUUUUCCUUUUCUUAUUGCAGAAUUUGCAGACAAAAUCUUACAUGGCUACGAUAGACUCGCUAAACACGGCUAUCUCACAAAAGGAACAAGCAAGCAAGAAGAACUAUGUCUUUGAAGAAAUAUCUGAAGUUGAAAGGUCUGCCAACUAUGAUCAGAAACAGAAACUUUGUCUGAAUAUUGGAGGAGUCUUACCUAUAAGAAACCACCUGGGAGGCUGGAGUUCGGCAUUUCUGUUGCUCGCAAAUCAAGGUCUUGCUACAUUAGCUUUCUUUGGUGUCAGUGUAAAUCUGGUUUUGUUUUUAACCAGAGUUCUUGGCCAAGAUAAUGCCUCUGCAGCCAAUAAUGUCAGCAAAUGGACUGGAACAGUUUACCUGUGCUCACUUGUCGGAGCCUUUCUCAGUGAUUCAUACUGGGGUCGAUAUCUAACCUGUGCAAUCUUUCAAGUAAUUCUUGUUCUGGGCUUGGUGAUUGUAUCAUUGUCAUCCUGGCUUAUGCUGGUUAAACCUGUUGGAUGUGGUGAUGGAAUACUAGAUUGUAAUCCCACUACACCAAUUGGCAAUGCAAUCUUUUAUUCAGGAAUAUAUCUCGUAGCACUAGGAUAUGGUGGACACCAGCCAACUCUUGCAACGUUUGGAUCAGAUCAAUUUGAUGAGAAUAAUCCAAAACAGAAAUCCUCCAAAGCUGCUUUCUUUUGCUAUUUCUACUUUGCUCUCAAUGUUGGUUCACUAUUCUCAAAUACCAUAUUGGUAUAUUAUGAGGAUACUGGCAAGUGGACACUAGGAUUUUGGGUGUCCGCAGGUGCUGCUGUUGUAGCCUUGGCAUCAUUUUUGCUUGGCUCAUCAUGCUAUCGAUAUAUCAAGCCGUUUGGUAACCCUUUGCCGCGUGUUGCUCAAGUAUUUGUUGCUGCAAUAAAAAAAUGGAAGCUUCCUCAAGUUGAUAGUGAUAAACUGUAUGAGGUAGAAGGAUCAGAAUCAGUAAUUAAAGGAAGUAGAAAGAUUCUGCACACAGACGAAUUCGGGUUUUUGGACAAGGCAGCAAUAAUGACAGAAGAAGAAAAAUUUGACAAGAGAAGUGCGUGGAAUCUUUGCACCAUCACUCAGGUUGAAGAAGCCAAAUGUAUCAUAAGAAUGCUUCCAAUAUGGCUCUGCACUAUUAUAUACUCUGUGGUUUUCACUCAAAUGGCUUCAUUGUUCGUAGAGCAAGGUGCAGUUAUGAAUAAAAGUCUUGGGAAAUUUAAUCUUCCGGCUGCUAGCAUGUCUGCUUUUGACAUUUGCAGUGUCCUACUCUGCACUGGAAUUUAUCAAAGAAUUCUUGUCCCCUUGGCCGGAAGAUUGAGUGGAAAUCCCAAAGGUAUAACUGAGCUUCAAAGAAUGGGAGCUGGGAUAAUCAUAGGAAUGCUAGCGAUGAUUGCAGCUGGUGUAACAGAGAUUGAAAGACUUAAAAGAGUCAUCCCUGGACAACAAUCCAGCUCUUUAAGCAUAUUUUGUCAAGUUCCACAAUAUGUUCUCGUAGGAGCUUCAGAGGUGUUCAUGUAUGUUGGUCAAUUGGAGUUCUUUAACAGCCAAGCUCCUGAUGGAAUCAAGAGUUUUGGAAGCUCCCUUUGCAUGGCUUCAAUCUCGAUUGGAAACUUUGUCAGUAGCAUGCUGGUUAAUAUGGUGAUGCAGAUAACUGCUAAGGGUGACAAACCUGGAUGGAUCCCUGAGGACUUGAAUGAAGGUCACAUGGACAAAUUCUACUUCCUCAUUGCCUGCCUGAGUGCAAUUGAUUUCGUGAUCUACAUUUUCUGUGCAAAGUGGUACAAGUGUGGUAAUCCUGAUGAAGAUAACUCAAUUACACAAUCCAACAAGGAGGAAGAUCAAGGUGGAGAUGAUGUGCUCAACAAAGUCUAGAUUUUGCAGUAUCUGGUUUUGAUAUUUGGGGAGGUUAAUUAUAUCAGGAUAAGAACAAUCUUGUCUUAAAUAAAUCAAGGGAUACUUGAAUGCUUUUAAACGUUUCAAUGGUCGAGAGAUCCAUAGAUCUCUAGUAGAUUGAUUAGUUUCUAGCUAGUAGAUUGAUUAGUUCUAGCUAGAAUAAGAUAAGCAAGAACUUUCUUGAUCUGGUGAAGGGCAUGAUUGCUUCUGCGAUGGUGAUUUGCUUUCUCCAGGAUUUUGUAAUUAGAAGUUGGCAACAUGUGCUAAUUAAUAGACAUUCUGCUAAUUAAUGGACACUCUGGUAGUUUUAUGGCCUUAUCAAA